Messenger RNA from Penaeus monodon (black tiger shrimp), 567 nucleotides. RefSeq lists its product as uncharacterized. The record is from RefSeq and is a predicted model, not a curated record. The transcript is spliced from 3 exons. Lineage: Eukaryota; Metazoa; Arthropoda; Malacostraca; Decapoda; Penaeidae. Bases 56 to 400 code for a protein of 114 amino acids.
UUGUCCCCAAGCAAGAGUGAGCGUGUUAACUUCAUUACAAAAUCUGUCUACUGCAAUGAAACAAAUGGUCCACUUCCCAGACAAAUUGCAAGUUCAAGGUGACAUUCUUUGUGCGGCAAAACAAGUAUCCAGUUCCAUCACCAGAAUAGAUCGCUCAGACCGCCAUAUCCGUGAGAAGGACGCGAAGGAAAGUCGACUAAUUGUGGAGGGACUGAGGAAUUCGGUUCUUUUGGAGGUUCAAGAAGUCCUCAACCAGAUGAAGGGAAGGAACGAUCUUCGUGAACUUCAGCUGAAGGCCACGCUGCGACUACUUACAUGGAGUUUGGAAGAAACGAAAAAGACCUACGCUGAAGUCUCUGAAAGGUUCUCGGCUUCUCAGCGAGAAAGAGACCUCCGCUGACUUCCUGGUGCAGAAGAUGAGCGGGUUCAUUAUUGCAUUAAUGUGGAAAUUAGUUUUCUCUUUCAUUUUAAUUUUGUUGGGCCGUUGUCGAGAUGUCACGAUCAGUAUUUGUUCUUUUGAAUGUUCUAAUUUAUUUACGCCUCUUCUCUUUAACUGAUUAACUCACA